Eutrema salsugineum is the source of this 1407-nucleotide messenger RNA. Its product is annotated as origin of replication complex subunit 2. Gene Ontology annotation, molecular function: DNA replication origin binding. Gene Ontology annotation, cellular component: nucleus; nuclear origin of replication recognition complex. The coding region runs from base 267 to 1358 and encodes 363 amino acids. NCBI's taxonomy places the organism in Eukaryota, Viridiplantae, Streptophyta, Magnoliopsida, Brassicales, Brassicaceae. Gene Ontology annotation, biological process: DNA replication. The record is from RefSeq and is a predicted model, not a curated record. The transcript has 6 exons.
GCGGGAAAAUUGAGAGGCAUAAUCGUAGGGCAUUUUUUUUUUUUUGUUUCAUCUUUGGUUCUCGACUUCUCGUCUCGUCAGAGCCUCGCCGACAUAAUCCUAUGCGUCGAAACCCUUUGCACUGAAGCCCGAGUGGCACAAUCGAAUCCACGAUUCGCUGACUUUUCUGCUCUUACUUGUUUGUUCUUCUAGUGUCCCGAUUCUGUGAAGGAGACUAGUGAGGAAUUCAGUUAAGGUUGCAUUGCUCUUUACUUUGCCUCACGAGAAUGGAGGACGUUGAAAACAUAGAAGAAGAUGAAUGUGGUUUCUCAAGAAACUACUUUCUGGCAAAAGAAUUGGGUGGCUCAAGCAAGCGGUCAGCGCACAAGCUCUCUGAUAUUAAUAUUGUUGAUGAGCAGGAGCUUAGAGAAACAGCAUUAAAUAUUGAAACCAAGCACGAGAAAGAGAUUUCUGAGCUUCUGAACGAUUACAAGACUAUGUACCCAAAGUGGGUCUUUGAGCUCAGGUGUGGAUUUGGCCUUCUAAUGUACGGCUUUGGAUCUAAAAAGCUUUUAAUUGAAGAUUUUGCUUCUGCUUCUUUGACUGAGUAUUCCGUUGUGGUCAUCAAUGGCUACCUCCCUUCAGUAAAUCUAAAACAGGUUCUUUUAGCGUUAGCUGAUCUUCUGUCUGAGCUGUUGAAAUGUAGAAGAAAGAGUUCUGGAAGCUUGUCUAAAGGUCAAGAAACAUUCCCUUCACGCUCCAUUGAUGAAAUUCUUUCCUUUCUGCAUGGCUCACAGUCCGAAGACAAAGACUGCUUCAUAUGCGUUGUUGUUCAUAACAUUGACGGCCCAGCUCUAAGGGAUCCUGAAUCACAGCAAACUCUCGCCCAGCUUGCUUCUUGUUCACACAUACGCAUUAUUGCCUCUAUUGACCAUGUGAAUGCUCCAUUAUUGUGGGACAAGAAAAUGGUGCACAAACAGUUUAACUGGCUAUGGCACCAUGUCCCAACAUUUGCACCAUACAAGGUCGAAUGUGUAUUCUUCCCAUUGGUUCUUGCACAGGGAAGCACAGCCCAAACCGCCAAAACAGCGGCCAUCGUUUUACAGAGUUUAACACCAAACGCUCAAAACGUCUUUAAGAUUCUUGCUGAGUAUCAACUUUCUCACCCAGAUGAGGACGGCAUGCCCACUGAUGAUCUGUAUUCAGCCUCUCGGGAACGCUUUUUUGUGAGCAGUCAAGUGACUUUAAACUCUCAUCUCACUGAAUUUAAAGACCACGAACUGGUUAAGACCAAGAGAAACUCCGAUGGACAAGAGUGUUUGAACAUACCUCUCUCUGCUGAUGCACUUCGACAGCUCUUGCUUGAUCUUAAUCAGUAGCUUUCGAUUGUAUCUAAUUCUGUGAGAUAUGAUUCAUUUCUAUUGCAUG